AUGAUUCCUGAAAAUUAUUGGACUCACUUCAUUCAUGGACAUGGCAAUGAAAUCAUCAGUCUGAAGAUAAGGGAUUCAACUUCAGAAAUGGGAGAGCAUGACAAGACAAACAAAAGAGAAGUCAUUGGGAUGACAAAGUUAAACAGAAAAGAGAGAGUAUUAGCAGAAUUUGAAGACAAUGCAUGGUCCUUAAAAGAUAGCAACCUUGUUCUUAUCCUCGACAAAAAGAUCGGUGAAGGUGGGGAUAUUUUUGAGAUUAAAGGUGAUAAGCAGAUUAAACUCUUCCUGGGUAAAAAGUUGGAAUAUGAACCAGAAAACAACAACAUUAACAUUGACAAGGAGUAUAUCACAGCUGUGGAGUUCUCUGCUGAUCAUCCAGCUGGAAAAGCCUUGGCUUUGCUUGGUAUCAAAUCAGGGAUUAUGAAGGUCAAUGAACGACGGUUUGCACUGCCAGCAGUAGUGUUGGCACUCAUUAUCUCAGAAUUUUUUGAGAAUGAAGGAUUUGAUACUUUCUACCUGAAUGAAACUGCAAAAGUGCUUGAUAAUUAUGGAGUCAUGGCAAGGUGCAAGUCAAGCAUAGAUGUGCAAGGAUGCAGGCCAAGUCUAGAUGAUAUGGUUGCUGGAAAUGGAUGUAGGAAAGCAAAGAUCCUAACAAGUUUAGCAGAUUAUAGAGGGCAAGUGUAG
Messenger RNA from Dioscorea cayenensis subsp. rotundata (Guinea yam), 684 nucleotides. RefSeq names its product glycine-rich domain-containing protein 2-like. The transcript has 3 exons. Bases 1 to 684 code for a protein of 227 amino acids. NCBI's taxonomy places the organism in Eukaryota, Viridiplantae, Streptophyta, Magnoliopsida, Dioscoreales, Dioscoreaceae. The record is from RefSeq and is a predicted model, not a curated record.